CUUGGAAUGUUGCAGUCAACAUGAAGGCUACGUUACUUUGUUCUGUGUUUAAAAGCUUGUGCAACAACUUUAAAUCUAUGUUCUAAUUCAUUAUAAUAAUGGCAUCACCAACAUUGAUACUCGAUAUGGGUGGUGGAUCACUAAAAAUUGGAUUUUCUACAGAUCCUCAUCCCAAAAUUAUCGAUAAUUCCAUUUUUAAAUCGAAAACGCUUGGUGGUCGUACAUUCGUUGGAAAUGAAAUAGAACAAUGCAAUAAUCUGUCCAGUUUAUUUUGUGUCAUGCCAUUCAAAAAAGGCUAUAUUAACAACUGGGAGGUUCAAUGUCAAAUUUUGGACACAACUCUUAAAAGCAUAGUUAAAACAAACUCUCAAAAUUCUUUAUCCGAUCAUAAUCUAAUUGUUACUGAGCCGUAUUUUAACUUUUCAUCAACUAAAGAAGCUAUGAAUGAAAUCUUUUUUGAAGAUUAUCAAGUGGCUGGUUUGAUUCGCACAAAUCCUGCAUUUUUAAGCGCUUACAAAUAUAGAAGUGAAUCAGCUCAACGUCUUUCAAGAUAUUGUAUAGUUAUUGACUCUGGAUACUCAUUUACGCACAUUGUGCCCAUGGCUGAUGGAUUUGUUAUGAAAGAUUUCGUCAUACGGCUAACAGUAGGUGGGAAAAUUCUUACAAAUCGUUUGAUUGAAGCUGUAUCCUAUAGACAUUUGGAUGUUCGAAGUGAGAUAUAUAUAAUGAAUCAGUGCAAAGAAGAUGUAUGUUAUGUAUCUACUGACUUUUGGCAAGAUAUGAAGAUUUCUCGAUCGAACCAAAAAUCAAACAGCAUUUUAAGAGAAUAUGUACUACCAAACUAUGUCGAUGUACACCGUGGAUAUGUUCGUGAUCCGAAUGCGGUGGCUUCUGAAAAUAGUGGUAACGAUAAAUCAGAACAACGGGCUUCCAAUCUGUCACAGCAAGGAUAUGUAUUACGUUUGAAUAAUGAGCGUUUUACAGUUCCUGAAUUGAUUUUCCAUCCAUCUGAUGUGGGCUAUCAAGAAAUGGGGCUUACAGAAGCUAUCCAUUACCUAAUGAGUGAACGAUUACCGGCUGCAGUAAGGCCAGGAGCUUGGGCAAAUUUUAUGGUUAUGGGUGGUAAUGCGUGUUUUCCAGGAUUUGCUGAACGAUUACAAAAAGAUAUUCGUACUCAAGCACCUGAUGAUCUCCCAGUAAAUGUCUUCAAACCCCCUAAUCCUCAAACCUACGCUUGGGAAGGUGGUGUUUUGUUUUGUCAAAAUUCAGAUUCAUUCAAUCAUUUCUUAGUUACGCGCAAAGAAUAUGAAGAGCAAGGAUCUAGUUAUUGUGAAAAACGAUUCCCUAUUUCUUGAAUUAAUAUUAAUAUUUAUGCUUUUGUACAAUGAGACAAAGAAUAUGUAUAAAUUUAUUCAAUAUAUAUAGGAAUAAUAAUGGUAACAACA
Messenger RNA from Schistosoma margrebowiei, 1445 nucleotides. The record is from the annotation of a GenBank genome assembly. NCBI's taxonomy places the organism in Eukaryota, Metazoa, Platyhelminthes, Trematoda, Strigeidida, Schistosomatidae.